GGACAAGGGUUCUACAUAGCGCACGUUCCAGGCAGAACUGAACAGACACUGUAUAGAGUGUUAUAAGCUAUCCACUAUCAUGGGUGUGUCUUUGGAGAGGGUGCAGUUCAGAUUUGCCUCCAUCAUCGGAGAGCUCUGCAGCCAACCAGAUGUUCUCUCGCAGUUCGCAGUGUGGUUAGACCUCAGGCUGGCAGAGUACAAGUUAAAAGGAGCUAUAUCACUAGAUUGCUCUGGGGAAGAACCAGAUCCAAUAUGGCUGAAGGGAUUAAGCAAACAGAAGGCCCCAUCCAGAGUGAACAGUCAGACUGACAGACGGACACAAAGCCAUAGCCCGGCUGCUUACAGAAGCCCAUCAUUACACAGACCAGCUCACUCAUCUUCAGAUUCAGACAUUCCCCACUCACAAUCUCACUCUGUGCCCAGCGGAGAGCUGGCUGAGCGACUUUCACCUGAUGUUGUUGUUGUUAAAGAGGAACCCGAUGUUUAUCCAGUUAGCUUGCACCCACAUGAAAAUCGCAAGCGUUCAGCCACGGACAGUGUAUCUGUUGACUUCAGAGAUGGACCAAAACAGAGACGAAUGUCAACCACUGAAUCGCCUUCCCAUCAAAGUCUCAUGUCAGUCAUUGGUGGAUUUGAAAAUGAGGUUGAUGAAACUUAUAACAGUGGAGAUAACUCUGGUGUGAGUAGUGAAAUGCCUGACAGAACGAUUGACAUGCCAGUUGAACUGUCUGAUCUUAUGCAGUCAUCGUCGGAAGUUACAGCAGCUACGACUGCCCAGCCAGGGACAGAUACAUUAACAGAUGCUGAUGGAAGUGGAAAUGUGACUGGGGGUGUAGUGACAAAUGAGUUAAUCCCAACAGCUUAUAGUCAGCACGAACUCCGGAAAAUGCGGAUCAAGAACAGAGACAGCAUCCCCAGGAAGUCAAUUACCAAUAUGGUGAGUGCAGUGACAACUUUUGAGCGCUGGCUCUGGUCUCAACCUUACCAUGACAACAGAACCAUCACCGACAUCCCGCCCGCUCAGUUGGACUCGUAUCUCGCAGAGUUCUUCACAACUGUGUCUAAAGAGUCUGGGGAAAACUAUCGUUACGGUACCUUCGCCUCUAUGCGGUAUCACAUGGAGCGAUACCUAAAGGAAACCGGAUAUCCUGUGUCUCUUAUGUCGCCAAUUUUCAGUAAUAGUUGUAAAGCGCACCAGGACAGAGUUGCCAGGCUUUUGGCGGAGCAGAAUCCAACACUGGAUGACCUGGACAGAGGAUAGUCUGCCAGACACGACCGGAAGUGUUUAACUGGUAAACUGGACGUAGUAUUAACUCGCUUUUCAAAGUCUUAGCACUUAGGUAUGGUCAUUCGAGAAAUAAAAGAAGCCAGCAAGAGUUAGCAAGAACUCA
Messenger RNA from Liolophura sinensis, 1391 nucleotides. RefSeq lists its product as uncharacterized. The coding region runs from base 80 to 1261 and encodes 393 amino acids. The transcript is spliced from 4 exons. The record is from RefSeq and is a predicted model, not a curated record. NCBI's taxonomy places the organism in Eukaryota, Metazoa, Mollusca, Polyplacophora, Chitonida, Chitonidae.